AUGGUGAAGAAACUCCUAUUAUUUGUUUUAAUAAUAUAUUCUGGUGAAGCUGAAGUUAUGUCAAGCGUGCCUGCUCACCUGAUCGCUUGCUACCGCAAUGGAGGCCCGCUUCUGAAUGCACCGCAUCGUAUCGAGGUAUUCCUGUCAAUUGUGCGACGCUUAGAACUAUCUGCUCGACUGGAUAUGAGAUUGUUUAGUGCUUCCUUAAUAAGAAGAUUCCGUCUGGAUGGCAUACAACAAGCAUCGAAUCCAGUUGAAACAGAAUUUGUGCUGCCAUUUAGAGCAUCAGCAUUUCAGUUUAAUAAAUUUAAGCUCCUAAUGGAUCUGUUUUUGCCGAGUCAGAAUCUUUUAGAUAUGGAUGAAAGUCUAUCACUGAUAGAAAGCUGUUUAUUACAUAAACUAUUGAGUUCAAUGGUACAACCGUGGGAGAGGGGUGACGAAAAUUUGACUUGUCCAGUGUCUACAGAACACAGACAGAAAAUGAUAAACGAUAGCGCCAGUAGAAUAUACAGUAGAUGCCCAAUAGAAAAUGGCGUUAUACAAACAGACUGGGGUCCCAUAGCACCGGGUACAGUAGUGGCCGCUAUAACAGCAUCACUAGAAUCGCAACGAGUGUCAAUCACGGACAUAUUAAGCGCCAAUAUUUAUAAAUCAAAAGUAUCAAAACCUUUAAUCGAGUUAGCCAAGAGAGAUUGGGAGAAACGAGUUGAAAAGCUAACUGCUGGCGACAACAGUGUAAAUUUUGAAAAAUCAAAAAUAGUUAACAAUGAAAAUAACAAUGAAAUCAGUAAUAUAUGGGUAGCAACGCUUGCUGGUGACUUAGCCGAAGUUGUUGUGAAUCAAGGGCCUAGAGUGGGCGCAUCGUCACAACAUUUGGUGGUCGGUAGCAAUAAUAGAUGGAAUGAUUCUGUUUUGCCUCGUACGUUUUAUCUAUUGCCUCAGAGCAGCGGCGUUGUUGACUGGCAUUUUACAGACGCGGAAAUUCUUGCGGGAAUUGACGGUUUAAUAUUAGCGAGCUACGUGCCUUCCUGGAUAGAACAGCGCAGGUCGCUGAGGUUAUCUCAAGUGCUAGAAAUGUACUAUUCAAACGAGGGAGUAUCGUUCGACCCCACAGUGCGGGCUUGCAACCGACUCUCUUUGUACACAAAUGCUGUGAACAGUUCACUGUUGACGUCGCAGACCUUGAGAUUCGCACACAUUUUGUCUCUGAAACAAAUAACCGUUUAUAUACCAUUAGAAGAAAUGCAGAGAAUGAGUGAAGCUGCUGUCACAGCUUUCAUGGAAUAUGUCCCGUCUGUAUUACAAAGGUAUCACCAGAAUUGUCUGUCGAGCCAUAAUGUACCAGAGAUAGACUUAAUAGUCGCGACCGAUGGCUCCUGGAAAGGAUAUGACGUAGAACAGUUUACGUCCUGGAUCGGCAGAGCGUUGGAAAUAGACCAGCAGAGAAGUACCGUAGGAUUGCUUCACGGCAAUACGGGUCGAUGGAUCGUCCCGCCAUCUAACAACAUGACUGCUUUCUUUAGUCAUAUCGCUAACUUCACUGACGAAUGGCCUAAUCGUCUUAAUGUACCAAAUAUAUUAUCAAGAAUAAACGAGCAAUUGCGUAAUCAAACACUGCAAAAUAUUAUCUCCGAAAAAGCCAGUGCAGGACGCAGUACGGUUGUAUUAGUGAUCAGUCCAAGUGAUCAGCUCACUAGCGAUGAACUUGAAAGAUCCAGAGAACUAAUGUAUUCCAUUAGGUCGACUUACUUCGACGCCUAUUUCGUCUAUGCAGCUCAGGAUUUAACAAACUAUAAAAAUAUAAACAAUGAAUAUAUGGACUAUUCGGAGAUUUUCAUUACGUUGACUUCAUCUAGUGUGCUAGAUGUAACUAACGCUAUCGAUACAUAUUUGAUAAAAUCUGAUAUUCCGAAGAAAAUAGUUGGAGCUCAGUGCCCCAUUAAUGGCACAUGGUAUGAUCAAGUACCUUAUGAAGAUGCGAUAUUGCCUGGUCGGAAGCAAUACUAUCGCAUUCAUCCUUUUUACUUAAGACAACAAGCGCGUAUACAUGUACAGUUUCGUAAUGAUGCUCAUGGCAGAAUAUUGGUGUGCAUGUGGCGCGGUGCUGAGACAUCACAAAGCUGCCAAAUGUUGACUGAACGAGAUAUAUAUACGUUUAACCUCACCACACCUUGUCCUUCGCCAGACUUCUGUCCGCCUGCGCACUUUGCAGUGACCAUAUUGUCUACCUUGAAUUCUUGUGCCCACGCCGAUUGCCGUUUCCCAAAUCAAGUUGGCUACUACAUACGACAUUCGGGUUUUCGUUGCUUCCCGCUGCUCGGUGCUGCAGUCGCAUUGUCGCCUGUUUGGAAAGUGCACUUAGGACUUUCUCUUAUGAUCUCAUUUUUGUAUUUCAAUCAAUAA
Messenger RNA from Parnassius mnemosyne (clouded apollo), 2403 nucleotides. The record is from the annotation of a GenBank genome assembly. Lineage: Eukaryota; Metazoa; Arthropoda; Insecta; Lepidoptera; Papilionidae.